Molecule: messenger RNA, 1608 nt
Organism: Phragmites australis (common reed)
Lineage: Eukaryota; Viridiplantae; Streptophyta; Magnoliopsida; Poales; Poaceae
Product: myb transcription factor 42
Exons: 3
Coding region: 219-1175 (318 amino acids)
Source: RefSeq, a predicted model, not a curated record
UUAAUCGACGACGAAGAAGAGUGAAGGAGGAAGAAACUAGAUGUAGAAGAGAGGAAGGGGCCAAGCCAAGAGAGGCAGCUCAUAUUAAAAGGCCUAAACACCAACCAGCCAUUUGCACACCCCAUGAUAUGUCAUAUUUCUAGCUUGAUAGUUAUCACACAACUUGUUAAGCUAGCUAGCUAUAACAAGUUAGUUAUCAAGGUGUGUGUUCGUUGUGCAUGGGGCAUCACUCCUGCUGCAACCAGCAGAAGGUGAAGAGGGGGCUCUGGUCUCCUGAGGAGGAUGAGAAGCUCAUCAGAUACAUCACCACCCAUGGCUACGGAUGCUGGAGCGAGGUCCCCGAGAAAGCCGGUCUACAACGGUGCGGGAAGAGUUGCCGGUUGCGGUGGAUCAACUACCUCAGACCGGACAUCCGGCGAGGGCGGUUCACCGCCGAGGAGGAGAAGCUGAUCAUCAGCCUACACGCCAUUGUUGGCAACAGGUGGGCCCACAUUGCAAGCCACUUACCCGGCCGGACUGACAACGAGAUCAAGAACUACUGGAACUCAUGGAUCAAGAAGAAGAUCCGCAAGCCGGCGAGUACAACGAUCUUGCCGGCGAUGACGGCGAGCUCUCCAUGCAGCGCGGCGGCGUCGGAUGCAGUCCACGGCCACCUGCAGAUACCGUUCAGCGCGGCCGAUCACCAGCUCGACGCCAUAAUCAGCCAGAGCCUAGCCCUGCCGCCGAAGCUGGCGGCCGGCCAAGAUUCACCGCCGGCUCCGUUGCCUACGCACGGUCCCUUCUUCAUGUUCGACACAAGCGUCAGCCCGCAGUCGUCGCUGACGUCGACGCCGAUCCUGAAGCACCCUUUCCUCACCUUCACGGCGACGGCGAUGGACGUGCCGAGCUACCAGCUGCCACCCAUUGUGGACGGCAUGGGCAUGGGAGCCAUGGACUGCGGCUUAGGUGAGGAAAAAUGCCAUGAUCACGAGAGCAACAAUGGCCAAGCAGCCGGCAUGGCGAACGGCGGCGGCUUCUGCUACGAGCAGCAGAAGCAGCAGGAGGAGCAGCUAGGGCAGGACCAGUGGGAUGACGAGUCGGCGCAGCAUCUGCUGAUGUGGGAUGAUGACCAAGAACUAACACCGUCCAACCUGGAAGCCAUGCAAAGUGGUGCUCACUCCCUCCUUUUUAUGUGACCAAAUGACCAUGCAUGAUCAUGCAUUAAGCAAGCUGGUGUGCAUGCAUAUCUCUCUGGUCUCAUCUCAUCUGAUCUAUCUAUCUAUGAUCCAAUCCCUCUCUAGCUCUCACUCGAUCUGAUCUGUCUACACAUGAAAUAAUGAGGUUUUCCAAAGACGCCGCACGUAAUUAAUUUAUUGUUUUGGAUCUUUAUUUUUUGUCAUUUGGAUUUUCCCUUUUAUUUUAUCCCUUUUUUGUUUGGACUGAAGAAUGAAGUGUGUGUGUACAUAUUAAUUGGGUUUUUUUUGUAAAGAGAAACUGCAUGCAUGCAUGGCAUUGCACAAUACUUGGAGUGUAAUUUGAUUGAUGUAUCUAUGUGAAUUUAAAAUAAGCAAGAUGACAUCAGGAAAAAGAAAAAGAAACAAAGAGAGGGAGCCAGCCCCUCUUUUCUCC